AAAAAAUAAUAACUGUACAAACUGGUCGUGGCUAAUAGUGGAAGUAGACCAACCUGAUGAAGAUGCCGACGAGGAGGCGGAGGAAGAAGAAAAGAAUCAGCUGGAGCUCUCCGACCCAAUCGUUUGAUUCUUCAAGUCCUGCCCUCGCACCAAAGACCCACCUGUCCCCGGUCGAUUUACCCUUCAGAGCAACCGCCGCACACAGUGUCCGCUCGCCCCAGACUUAUACUCCUACGACGAUGAAGACCCCGAAACCGUCUCCACCGUGGAAGAAACCCAGCCGGUGGGUGGUACUAGCAAAUGCUCCGAUUCAAGUCCUUUACCGGAGGGAGUCGUCUGAGAAAUAAUUCGAAUUGCGAGGACUUUGCCGUGAAC
Molecule: messenger RNA, 375 nt
Organism: Linum trigynum
Lineage: Eukaryota; Viridiplantae; Streptophyta; Magnoliopsida; Malpighiales; Linaceae
Source: the annotation of a GenBank genome assembly